Molecule: messenger RNA, 2051 nt
Organism: Anopheles bellator
Lineage: Eukaryota; Metazoa; Arthropoda; Insecta; Diptera; Culicidae
Gene: cn
Product: kynurenine 3-monooxygenase
Exons: 7
Coding region: 73-1563 (496 amino acids)
Biological process (GO): NAD+ metabolic process; quinolinate biosynthetic process; L-tryptophan catabolic process
Cellular component (GO): mitochondrial outer membrane
Molecular function (GO): FAD binding; NAD(P)H oxidase H2O2-forming activity; kynurenine 3-monooxygenase activity
Source: RefSeq, a predicted model, not a curated record
CGUCCGAGAGCUCGGCAGUGAAAACGUAUCGCAAGGACGCUUGAUACGUCGAUUACAGAGGAGAAGCUGUUUAUGCAAAACAAACGAGAUUUUGCCAACAAUACAAACACGAUGGCCACGGACAUUGGGUAUCAAUACAAACGAACCAACACGAAUGGCUACUUGCAGCAACCGCUGGAUAUCGCGAUCGUUGGUGGAGGACUGGUUGGCUCCCUGUUGGCCCUCCAUCUGGGCAAGAAGGGACACGAAGUAAAUCUGUACGAGUAUCGAGAAGACAUUCGCACGGCCGAGCUGGUGCUUGGGCGCAGUAUCAACCUCGCCCUUUCGGCGCGGGGGCGCCGUGCCCUGGCCGAAGUUGGCCUGGAGGAAGCCCUGCUUGGUCACGGUAUACCGAUGGCGGGCCGGAUGCUACACGAUCUGAGCGGCCAGCGGAAGGUUGUGCCGUACGAUGCGAAUACCAAGCAGUGCAUCUACUCGGUCGGUCGUAAGCAUCUGAACGAGGUGCUACUCAACGCUGCCGAAAAGUACCCAAACAUUCACCUGAACUUCAAUCACAAGCUCGUCAGCGCCGAUUUGGACGAGGGACACUUUUCCAUGAUCGAUCCAACAACGAAGGAAAUAAAGAACUCCCAAGCCGAUCUGAUCGUCGGGUGCGACGGCGCUUACAGUGCCGUUCGGAAGGAGAUCAUCAAGCGGCCAAGGUACGACUUCAGCCAGACAUACAUCGAGCACGGCUACCUGGAGCUUUGCAUUCCACCGUUGCCCAACGGAGAAUUCGCGAUGCCCCACAACUAUCUGCACAUUUGGCCACGAGGGAAGUUCAUGAUGAUCGCUCUGCCCAAUCAGGAUCGCACCUGGACCGUAACGCUGUUUAUGCCGUUCACCCACUUCAACAGUAUUACCGAUGCAGACAGUUUGUUGAGCUUCUUCCGUCAGUACUUCCCUGACGCGAUCGAUCUGAUUGGGCGCGAACGGUUGAUCAAGGAUUUCUUUAAGAUUAAACCGCAGUCCCUGGUUAUGAUCAAGUGCCGCCCGUAUCACGUUGGUACGAAGGCAUUGAUAGUGGGCGACGCAGCCCACGCGAUGGUUCCGUUUUACGGUCAAGGAAUGAAUGCUGGAUUCGAGGACUGCAGCCUGCUGACGGAACUCUUUAGCAAAUACGGAACCGACUUGGGACGUAUUUUGCCCGAGUUUAGCGAGCGGCGUUGGGCGGAUGCACACUCGAUUUGCGAUUUGGCCAUGUAUAACUACAUAGAGAUGCGUGAUCUGGUUACGAAGCGAUCGUAUUUGUUGCGCAAAAAACUGGACGAGAUACUAUUUUGGCUGCUACCAAACACGUGGGUCCCGCUUUACAACUCGGUAUCCUUUUCGCACAUGCCAUACAGUCAGUGCAUCGCAAAUCGCGCGUGGCAGGAUAAGAUCCUGACCCGCGCCAUAUAUGGGGGAUCAGUUGUCGCAGCUGCGGCCAUCGGAACGCUUUGCUACCGAUACCUGAAUGUGAGCCAUUUGGAACGAUUAUCGGCGUCAAUUGUAGAUGCCGUUAAGUUGCUGAAGCCCAACUAAAACCUGUUCACUUAAUAACUGGAGCCUUAGUUGAUUCUCAUGCGACUUGUAUUCGAAAUAGAUUGGCUAGAUAAAAUAAUUACUCCCGUUUAUGUUCGUGUCUUAUCAUUUUAUUAGUCAAGCCACGUUCUCACGAUAGUCCUAUUACUGCUAUGGUAUCUUACCAUAGGUCACAUACGUUUAACCAGAAAACUGUUCCUAUUCUCAUCCUCUACUACCGUAAAACCAUGCACAUUAAUCCUACAUUAAUUACGAAACCAAUUUACUACAAAAACAGCGUGCAUACAACGAACAACGAGGAAGUAACCAAAAAAACAGUAAUAAGCUUCAGGUUCUGAUUUUACAGUAUUAGCGUACGAUGUUCUGUUAUCCUGUUCGAACCAAGUGCAGAAGUUAUGACUCCUGAAGAUCAAUAGCCUUCCAUUUUGCUCUUUGCUAAAUAAAUAGUACCAACCGGGCAAACCGCAAAUUCUAUGAACCAGCAUAAA